Messenger RNA from Cordyceps militaris CM01, 1377 nucleotides. Its product is annotated as amino acid transporter. Gene Ontology annotation, molecular function: amino acid transmembrane transporter activity. The record is from RefSeq and is a predicted model, not a curated record. The transcript has 3 exons. Gene Ontology annotation, biological process: amino acid transmembrane transport. Bases 1 to 1377 code for a protein of 458 amino acids. Gene Ontology annotation, cellular component: vacuolar membrane. NCBI's taxonomy places the organism in Eukaryota, Fungi, Ascomycota, Sordariomycetes, Hypocreales, Cordycipitaceae.
AUGACCGUUGCCGAAAAGAAAUCCGGCCACGGGCACAACACCACGCUCUCAGAUGACUACCACUCGAGCAGCGGCAGCGGUGCCGACGAGGGCAGCGCGGCGCACGACGUCUUUGGCGCCGAGGAGCACCACGACAUCAAGUACAAGCGGCUCUCGUGGCAGCUCGUCGCCAUCCUCAUGAUUGCCGAGAUUGUGUCCAACGGCAUGCUCUCGCUGCCGUCGGCGUUUGCCGUCGUCGGCAUGGUGCCCGGCAUCAUCAUUGUCGCCUUUCUCGGCAUCUUUGCCACCUACACCUCGUGGCUGCUCGUCCAGUUCAAGCUGCGCCACCCCGAGGUGCACACCAUGGCCGACGCCGGCUACAUCAUGUUUGGGCCCGUCGGCCGCGAGAUCAUGGCCUUUGGCACCUUUGCCUUUGCCAUCUUCGCCACCGGCAGUCAGCUCCUCGCCGGCCAGAUUGCGCUGGCCACGCUGAGCGACAGCAAACUGUGCAACCUCGUUUACACGGCCAUCUUUACCGUCGCCUCGCUCGCCGUCUCGCUGCCGCGCACGUUUCACGGACUGGGAUACGUCUCCAUUCUGAGCGUGCUGAGUAUCCUGAUGGCUGGCUUGGUCGCCAUGGGGGCUGCUGGCAAGGAGCCCGUCAUUGGUCGCUCCGUCGAGGUGGUCGUGACGUCCGACUUUUACGCUGCCUUUGCCUCGAUUACGAACCCCGUCUUUUCCUUCGCUGGCCACUUCAUGUUCUUUGUCCUCAUCUCCGAAAUGAAGGAACCCAAGCACGCCAUGCGCUCGGCGUACUGCCUCCAGACUUUUACCACCAUUUACUACAUCAUCUUCGCCGCCGUCACAUACGGCUACCUCGGAAGCAAAGUCUUAUCCCCGUCGUUUUCCUCCUUGUCGCCGUACUGGGCCAAGGUCUCGUACGGUAUCGCCAUCCCGAACCUGCUGCUUGCGGCCGCCCUCUACGCCCACACGGCUGCCAAGGUCAUUUUUGUGCGCCUGUUCCGCAAGUCCGACCACCUGCACAGCCAUACCGUUCUCGGAUGGGGCGUAUGGAUUGUUCUAGUUGUAUUUUGCAACAUUUUGGCUUUCCUCCUUGCCACGGGCGUACCCAUCUUUAACUACCUUGUCGGGCUUGCUGCGUCGCUGUUUGCCGCUUGGUUUACCUAUGGCGUCGCCGGCAUGUUUUGGCUGCACGAUUCGUUUCACGACGGUGCUGGUUUCCUGGAAUGGCGUCGGCAAUGGGGUCAGUUUCUGCUCUGCGCAUUUACCGUUUUGGCCGGUGCCUUCAUCUGCGUCGCUGGUCUGUAUGUCACUAUUCGACAGCUUAUCGAUGCCUAUGCCCAUGGCCUGGUUGCAAAGCCGUUUUCUUGUUCUUAG